AUGCCUGAACCAGCUAAGCCAGCGCCCAAGAAUGGCUCCAAGAAAGCGGUGACGAAGACUCAGAAGAAGGACGGCAAGAAGCGGAAGAGAAGCAGGAAGGAAAGCUACGCCAUCUACGUGUACAAGGUGCUGAAGCAAGUGCACCCGGACACCGGCAUCUCCUCCAAGGCCAUGGGCAUCAUGAACUCCUUUGUCAACGACAUUUUUGAGCGCAUCGCAGGGGAAGCCUCUCGCCUGGCUCACUACAACAAGCACUCCACCAUCACUUCCCGGGAGAUCCAAACUGCUGUCCGCCUGCUGCUGCCGGGAGAGCUGGCUAAGCACGCCGUGUCUGAGGGUACCAAGGCUGUCACCAAGUACACCAGCGCCAAGUAA
Molecule: messenger RNA, 375 nt
Organism: Bombina bombina (fire-bellied toad)
Lineage: Eukaryota; Metazoa; Chordata; Amphibia; Anura; Bombinatoridae
Product: histone H2B type 1-J-like
Exons: 1
Coding region: 1-375 (124 amino acids)
Cellular component (GO): nucleosome
Molecular function (GO): protein heterodimerization activity; DNA binding; structural constituent of chromatin
Source: RefSeq, a predicted model, not a curated record